Suillus paluster is the source of this 1169-nucleotide messenger RNA. RefSeq lists its product as uncharacterized. Bases 70 to 978 code for a protein of 302 amino acids. The transcript has 3 exons. Lineage: Eukaryota; Fungi; Basidiomycota; Agaricomycetes; Boletales; Suillaceae. The record is from RefSeq and is a predicted model, not a curated record.
AAUUGCCGGUCUCUCAGUGAUCAUCUUGUGGAUUUCUAGUAUCUACACCCUCGACGUUCAACAGGUAAUAUGCAAAGUGCACAAAAAAGAGCCCAUGAAGAAAUGAGUCUGCUGGUCCUCAAUGAUCACAACGCAUGGUAUUACCCCUCGCAAGGCUUCAAUUCAGAUGACGAAGACUUGGAAGUCAGCACAGUGGGUGGCAACUGGGGAAACAAGACAAAGAAAGGCAGCAGAUGGGUUCGCGAAGGAAAAAUGGCUGCAUGGGGCCCUGGCAUGGACGACUGGGAGGCUGAGGACCGUGCCCGUAAACGCAUUAAACGUCUCUUACCCGAAAGAAGAUCGACCUCCCCGCCUUGUCUCCCUCACAUGAGGUCGCCUUCACCACCACUCGUCGCACCCUAUCCAUCACCUAUUGGCCAGCAUUUCAGUUUCGCCUCAUUCGUUAUGGAUAAGUCUGUGACACAUUCGUUCCGGUCAAGUUUGUUGGACGAGCUGGAAAAUGCCACCAAUAGUCUUAUUGAAGGAGAAGCGGUCAUGAGACGUGCGCUGGGAAGGCUCUGGCAGGUCAUCAGCGAAGACCCAGACAAACAGUUAGACGAGGAGCGGGUGAUCCCAAAACAAGAAGAGCAGGAAGAUAUUGGAGACGAAGAAGACGAACAGGAACGCAGGAUAGCCCGCGCUCCAGAUCUCACCCCCACAUCUCAUAAGCUUUUCCUGGUUUCGUAUGCUAACAAUGGUCCACCUGUGAUUGACCCAUCACAAUUUACUUCUCCAGAGAUGCAACAGGACAGUCUAGAGAAGUCCCUAGCAACUCUGCGGGAGCUACAGGACGAUGGGAGGGAGUAUGUCGAGCGGCUUCAGGAGAUUAGGGAGGGCCUUGGAGAUACUCGUGCACAACGGAAUACCAUCUGGGAGAUGGUGCGGGAGAAGGCUGUGAAGGAAUUGCAAGAUGCAGCCUUCAGCGUUGCUAUGGACUAAUGUGAUCAAUGCAUCGACUCGGAUGAGCGGUCACAUUGCAUAUAUUACAUUUUACCAGGGACGUGCCUUAAGGAGCGUCAGUAAUAAUGACAUUCAUUUAUUACGCUGUAGCGUCAAGCUGCAGCUGGUCGCACGUAAGUACUAGUACUAUCAAAUGAGCAGUUCGGAGGGUGUGGUAAGACAUGGUGGAU